UUUUCCAUCAUGGCGGCAUCGGAAGCAGCUUUGGCAACAUCGUUCAUGGAUCCUUUUAAAGAUGUGCUUGUUAAUUAUUUAAUGCCGGAAAAAUGUUAUGACGAGUUUUUCUUACAGUUCAAUCUUCUGCACGUUGAUUGUUUGAAGAUUGUAAUCAGCAAAGGCUUGGGCAUUGGGAUUAUCCUUGGCUCUGUAUUAGUGAAGCUACCUCAGAUUCUGAAGCUGAUUGGUGCUAGAAGUGCUGAGGGCCUGAGUUUUAACUCUGUACUACUGGAGCUGUUUGCUAUCACAGGCACAAUGGCGUACAGUAUUGCCAACAGCUUCCCUUUCAGUGCCUGGGGUGAGGCCCUUUUCCUCAUGUUUCAGACAAUGAUCAUUGGUUUCCUCAUCCAGCACUAUGGAGGAAACACCAUCAAAGGUUUGGGGUUUCUGGUAGUUUACCUUGGUCUAAUGGCAGUUCUCAUCUCUCCCUUGACCCCCAUGUCCAUUGUCACUACCAUGCAGGCCUCCAAUAUGCCUGCCAUCAUCUUUGGACGAUUAAUUCAGGCUGGCACCAACUACAGCAAUGGCCACACUGGGCAGCUGUCAGCCAUCUCAGUGUUUCUGCUGUUUGCAGGCUCCCUAGCGCGCAUAUUUACUACAGUGCAGGAAACAGGAGAUUCCCUCAUGGCUGUCACCUACAUCAUAUCCUCUUUUUGUAAUGGUGUGAUCGCAGCUCAGGUCCUUUACUAUUGGAACAGAAGCCCUGCCCUUAAGAAGAAAGCAGAGUAGAUUCUAACAAAAGCCGACAUGCAGGCAGAUUUCUAAUUUGGUGACAAGUGCUCUGAACAGCAGAUUUAGGAUGAAAUGUAUCUGAAUCAAAACAAUGGAUCUAGUCUAUUUGAGCACUAUUACUUGUUCAGUUGUUUAAGGCAUUUUUAACAUCAGUGCAUGCCCAAAUAUGCUGGGAUGAAUACUGUAUAAAUAUUCAUAUAUUUCAGGCUCCGUUUAAUGGACCAAAAAGCUAAUGUGCAGUAUAGUGGGGGAUCCUUCUAUAAAUUUUAGGACAGUUUUGUUUUUCUAUUUACUCUAUGUUAGGGUAGCAGGUUACCAAUUCAGCACUUUCUUGGACCAUUUUCUUAGCUCAGGGAGGGGAAGUGUCCAUGGUAUUCUUCAACCCUUGACCAUCAAACUUGUGUAUGGAUUUUCUCUGAUUAUGAUUAGUCAUGUUUCAUGUUGCUGUCAUGACAUUAAUCUUGACAUUACCCUGCCUGACUGUAUUUUUUUCCAAAGCCCAGGCACUAGAUAUUAUGUUCUUUCCCCAGUUAUUCCCCUUCAUUCCUGCUGCAAAUCCUUUUAAUUUUUGGGUAAACUAUCCCUUUAUUGCUACAGUUGGUGACAGCUUAUCUAUUCUGUUUCUGAAAAAUAAAUACUAAUUUAGUAAUGCAAUACUAAUCUAAAGUAUUUUGAUAUGGCAUAUAUUUUGAACUCUCCUAAUCUGUGGGGCAAAUCUGCAGAGUGAGAUGAGCUUUCCAAAGUUUUCAAACAUGAAUUCUAGAAUUGUAAAAGUAAAAAAAAAAAGCUUGUAUGAUAAAUAGUCCUGUCAUUAGUUUUUCCUAAUGUGUAGACAAAUCCACCCCAUGAACACUUAUUUCAAGUCUUCCAGAAACUCCAAACCUAGAAAAACUCUUGUUGCUUGACGCUAUAUGUAACAUUUUCUUAUAUGUUUGACAAAUUAAAUAGUUUUUCUUAAUGUUA
This is a messenger RNA of Xyrauchen texanus (razorback sucker), 1737 nucleotides long. It is a transcript of the gene mpdu1b, whose product is annotated as mannose-P-dolichol utilization defect 1b. Lineage: Eukaryota; Metazoa; Chordata; Actinopteri; Cypriniformes; Catostomidae. Bases 10 to 771 code for a protein of 253 amino acids. Gene Ontology annotation, biological process: oligosaccharide biosynthetic process. The transcript has 7 exons. The record is from RefSeq and is a predicted model, not a curated record.